Penicilliopsis zonata CBS 506.65 is the source of this 597-nucleotide messenger RNA. RefSeq lists its product as hypothetical. Gene Ontology annotation, molecular function: structural molecule activity; protein homodimerization activity. Bases 1 to 597 code for a protein of 198 amino acids. NCBI's taxonomy places the organism in Eukaryota, Fungi, Ascomycota, Eurotiomycetes, Eurotiales, Aspergillaceae. The record is from RefSeq and is a predicted model, not a curated record. The transcript is spliced from 3 exons. Gene Ontology annotation, biological process: protein transport to vacuole involved in ubiquitin-dependent protein catabolic process via the multivesicular body sorting pathway. Gene Ontology annotation, cellular component: ESCRT II complex.
AUGGCGAGCGCGUCUCAAUUACCAACUAUUCCUGUCCCAGGAACGACAACGCCCUUCCAGUUCCCGCCCACGUAUUCCUUCCCUCCCUUCUUCACCCCUCAGCCGAACAGUUCGACGCGGCUCUCCCAACUUCAGAAAUGGUCAUCGCUCAUCCAGUCAUGGUGCCGACAUCACCGGGUCUAUCGGCUCUCUCUCAUCGAAGCGGUCGAGAGCCCUCUCUUCCACAACGCCGCGCUGCGAAAACGAAUCAGUCUCAGCGAGGCACGCGCGAUUCUGGACUGGAUGGCGCGCGGAGAGGAAGAAGGGGGUGGAGGCAAGAGGUCCGAAUGGAUCGACGGCGGGAAUAAAACGAUGGCUUGGAUUUGGUGGAGGAGACCGGAAGAAUGGGCGGGUAUCAUCAUGGACUGGGUCGAAGGAACCGGACAGAAGAACAUGGUCCUCACGGUUUAUGAAUUAGUGGAGGGUGAAGGUACUAUGUCUCAAGAAUUCCAUGGCAUGGACUCCGACAUCAUGCUCAAAUCUUUGACUAUCCUCGUUAAGCGUGGAAAAGCACAGGUCUUCGGGAGCGAGGGCCAGGAAGGUGUCAAGUUUUUCUGA